Macroventuria anomochaeta is the source of this 228-nucleotide messenger RNA. RefSeq lists its product as uncharacterized. Lineage: Eukaryota; Fungi; Ascomycota; Dothideomycetes; Pleosporales; Didymellaceae. The record is from RefSeq and is a predicted model, not a curated record. The transcript is spliced from 2 exons. The annotation marks the transcript as partial.
CUGGUAUACCAGUUCGAGACUCAAACCGGCCAGCCACUAGAGAGCCAGACUUGUAAAGGAAGAGGGCUUUUAGGAUAUAUCGAUUCCAUGAAGUAUAAUCAGGUCGUCAAGAUCAUAUCAGAGGAACCAGUACCGAGAAACAAUAGGGAUCCGUAUCAAGAUUGGACGCUUGAGUGCGUGAUAGCUCUUGAGGCUGAGGAGUUACUCCCUUCUGAUACCUCGGUUUGA